Molecule: messenger RNA, 4828 nt
Organism: Haliaeetus leucocephalus (bald eagle)
Lineage: Eukaryota; Metazoa; Chordata; Aves; Accipitriformes; Accipitridae
Gene: PLEK
Product: pleckstrin
Exons: 10
Coding region: 200-1261 (353 amino acids)
Biological process (GO): intracellular signal transduction; actin cytoskeleton organization
Cellular component (GO): plasma membrane
Source: RefSeq, a predicted model, not a curated record
CCUCCAGCUCUCUGCCAGACCCCACCCGCUCACCCACUGGGCAUCAGACUUCAAAGAUGGGAUGAAGUGACAGAACCGCAGGCAGAGGAACUUGUGAAAGUGACACAGCUGUACUGUAAAAACACCAGCCCACGGACUUUGCUGCCAGAGGAACUUAACUGCCAGCGCUGAUAGACCUGAGAGCAGGAUUGCCUCAGACAUGGAGCGAGAACCAAUGCGCAUAAGGGAGGGCUACUUGGUUAAGAAGGGCAGCAUGUUUAAUACCUGGAAGCCGAUGUGGGUUGUGCUUUUAGAAGAUGGAAUUGAAUUCUACAAGCGGAAGGCUGACAACAGCCCCAAAGGGAUGGUCCCACUAAAAGGAAGCUCUAUUAACAGCCCAUGCCAUGAUUUUGGCAAAAGAAUGUUUGUCUUCAAGCUCACUGCAGCCAAGCAGCAGGACCACUUUUUUCAAGCUGCCUACCUGGAGGAGAGAGAUGCCUGGGUACGGGAUAUCAAGAAAGCAAUUCAUUGCAUAGAUGGAGGCCAAAGGUUUGCCAGAAAAUCCACAAGAAGGUCUAUCAGACUGCCUGAAACAAUCAACCUGAGUGCUUUGUACCUCUCAAUGAAAGAUCCUGAAAAGGGAAUAAAGGAGUUGAAACUGGAAAAAGAUAAAAAAGUGUUCAAUCACUGCUUUACAGGCACCUGUGUGAUUGACUGGCUGGUGUCCAGCAACUCCAUCCGAAAUCGCAAAGAAGGUCUCAUGCUUGCCUCCUCGCUCUUGAGUGAAGGCUACCUACAGCCUGCAGGGGAUACAUCCAAGGCUGCUGCCGAGGGCCUGUCAGACACCCCCUUCUUAGAUCUCAGCGAUGCUUACUAUUACUUUCCAGACAGUGGGUUUUUCUGCGAGGGAAAUUCUAGUGAUGAUGAUGUGGUCCUGAAAGAAGAAUUCAGAGGCAUAGUAGUCAAACAAGGAUGUUUGCUGAAACAGGGACAUCGGAGGAAGAACUGGAAAGUGAGAAAGUUUGUUUUAAGAGAGGACCCUGCUUAUCUUCACUACUAUGAUCCUGCUGGAGGAGAAGAACCACUAGGAGCAAUUCACUUGAGAGGCUGCGUGGUGACAGCAGUGGAAGAUAUGCCAGACUCCAAGAAGUAUGAUGUUGACAACAUCCUCUUUGAAAUCAUCACAGCAAAUGAAACCCACUAUUACUUGCAAGCAGCUUCAUCUGCAGAGCGUACAGAGUGGAUCAAAGCAAUUCAGGCAGUUGCUAGGACUGGAAAAUGAAGAUGAUCUGCCAGCAAGAAGACAGACAACUGAAAUUCGUUACUCAGAACAGAAAUUUUAGCAUUUCACUGAGAGAAAACAGGAUCAUCCAGAAAGAUGUCCUAAGGCUUCUAGGUUGGGGGUGAGGGUGCGUAGUAAGUUUCAAUACUAUAGUGGGCACUAACAAACUAACAUUCUUCCACUUGUGUUAUGGUAAUAUUUUACUAAAUUAUAGCACAGAAAAUGCCAUAUUAGUGUGUGCUGCUUAGAGUAAUUGGUCUACCUUGGGAAGGUUUGUACCUUACACCUUUCCCUGCUGCCACAGCUGAUAGAAUUUCACCAUUAACAGAGGACAGGGUCAUGUCACUGACUACAAGUGAGGAGCUCAACCCGUCACUUACCAUUCAGCCUGUGUUGUGUUUCAGUAUCUUCAGAUACUUCAAAGUCUUCCCAAGACAAACUUUACACUUUCUUCUUUACCAGAUCUUUUUACUGCUUGUUCGCCUAUACAAGUAAUGCCACAGAUUUAAGGAAAGAAAUCAAGUAACUUGGAAACCUGAUCCACUCCUUUAUAAUACUUCAGUGUUAAGGAAGGGAAGAAUGCAGACAGCUAUGGAAACACCACGUGGAAAGCAAGUACAACUCAGUGACAGUGGUAUUAGGAAAAGUCUCUUCCCACAGUAUUUCAAACACAAAGCAAUCUCAGUUCAACUUCUUUAUCACCUGAUUUUGACCUUUGCUAAAUUUCUCCACAAGAAUCUGCUCUAGGACCAUUGUUUCCCUUCAUUUAGGUCUCCAAAGCAGUUGCUAGGGUGUCAUACAUUGCUGAUUUGACCUGUAUUUUAAUUAAGAAUCUUACAGGAGAAGGGAAAGGAUCCAUGGGUUACUUACUUGAACUAGUGCUUUGAAGUGGUUUUGUUUAGGUUUUUCUUUUUUAACCUCCAGCAAUAUACUCAGUCCUUGGUUCUAUGCCUUACUAAUAUAAGAGAAACCUUAUGCUUGCUGUAACUGAAAUAAACAUUACUAUUUGACAGGAUCAGUUUACCUGAUCAAUCAUAUUUUUGGCUGACUGUAUGUAUCAAACUUCUAAGUGUUAAACUUUAAGCAGGAGUUGAAAGUCAAGUUAAUGUCAGAUUCUGCAUGUAGAGUGUUCUGGAUGGAGACUGAUGUUUCUGAGUGCUAGUAAACUUCAAAACUUUUAGAACUCUGUUUGUAGAUCUAAUAAGGUACCUUAUCCUUAAGAAUUCUUAUUCGGAUCUCUUCAGUCUAAAAAAAAUCUGGAACUAAAGCUUCUUUUCAAUUCUGCUUAAUUAUACCUAUAUCUGAGCUAAUGAACAUGAAGGUCUUUUGCCUUAGUAUUGCUUAUCAUAAAGAAAACACAGCCUUGCAGGGACAACAGGCUGGCAGACACUGCAUCGUCAUGCCUAUUUAAGACAUCCAGAGGAAAUCGGCUUCUGGCAGACAUUUCCUGUAUCUCACGCAAGCUGACAGGAUCACUGAAGCCUGGUCUAUCAUUCUGAGGAAGGAAGAUUCAUGGCAAAAAGAUACCUGUUUGCUCAGCCUGCUUUCUUGGUAAUUGCUUUGUGGUUGCUGCUUAUUUUUGCCUUCAGACCUCACUAACCCAAAAAUACCCUAUGGCACAGGAAAAUAGAAAACCACCCCACAGAACCAAACAACAGAAACUUGCCCAGCUUAGCAAAGGAGGGGUGCAACUGCCAAUUUUUAAUAAAACUAAAAAGUUUUACCAGUCUUUGACCUUGUUAUUUUUCCCUGUGCCCAGUCAAGCGUACAGCUGCCCACCUAUGAACAGUAUUUUCUCUGGUAUAUGGUGCUAGUCAGUGUAUUUGUGGAAGAGCUCUGAUGUUUGUACCUGUUUGACUGUAUCAAUAGGGUCUCUAACCUUAUAGGUAGUUCUUCUGAAGAUAGAUCACAAGGGUUUGUAGGUGUCUCUACUUCUUGGUGGAAACGGGAAGAUUGGAAGAGUAUAUCUGAUGCCACCCUACCUACAUUUCCUGCUAUAAAUGCUUUCAUUUGCCUGAGACUGGUACUGGGAGUGACUCCAAACUCUUCUUCCUUUUAGUCAGGUUCUCAUGCGUUUCUUGACAUCAAUAAUUAGCUCUGCGUUCCAGGGUGAAUGUGCUCUAGUCCAUUUUCAGACAAGGCCUGGCAAGAAAAACAAUACAUUUCGCAGACCUUUCUCUCUGAUAAGCUCUUCACAAGCGAUGAAUUGAGGACCAGGGUUAUUAUGGGGCUAGUUUUCACAGACAUUUGGUUUCCUAACUCAUGGCAGUCCUUUUGAAAAUCAAAGUAGGUACCUGAAUGCCACAGCAGUCUGACCAUAGGAACUGUGUGUGAGAUGAUGACAAUUGUCAUAACCCUUGAACUUAGGCAGGAAAAUCACUAAGGACAGAGCUACUAGAGUUGAGACAAGGUGGCGAGGACUAUUGUAACAGAUGUCUGUAUAUGAGAAAAUAAGAAGGUUAGUUUUGUAUCAUUACAAUUUCUAGAGAUACUAAAUAGAUCUUGUCUAAGGGAAUUCUGUAUUAAAAAGCAGCUACAAAUCUAUCAUAGAUUAUGAGGCCAGCCUAGUUACUCAGAAGGCAUGGAAGGGAAGAGGCAUGUAUCCUGAAUACUAGCACAAGAGAAGAGAGAGCAGGCCUAGGACAAGGAACUACUAAUUGCAAGAGGAAAAAUAGAAGAGCAGACCUUCAUGUGCCAUGCUUUCUCCAUCUGUUUUCACCCUCUAACUAUUUAAAUCACACUUCUUCUAUACACUCAGCAAUUACUACAUCAGCAUCAGUUCCUUUUUUCCUUAUAACAUGAAUUAGUCUUUUUUCAUAGACUAAAGGACAGCAAAAUAAACCAUUGUAGAUCAGGACUAUAUUUAUAAUCUUCAAUUACCAUAAGACUUGUAUGAUAUAAUCUACUAUAAAGAUCCUCUUAGGUUUGUGUUUGACUUGCCACAUCUUACAUUGAGCAGUUUUCCCUCCCCUGGAACACUGCCUGUGUGCUUACUGCAGUCAGGUUUUCAGGAAUGUUUAUUAACCAUGCACCCAUAAAAACAUCCAUGUAGACAUGGAGCUCCUUCUUCCAUGGUUUAAAAGAAAACAGGACAAAGCAAACCACACGCACAUACACUGAAAAAAUAACAUCCAUGAGGACUGCAGUGGCCCAACAAGCUUUCAGCCACAGGUGUUACUUUUUCUUAUAAUCCCGUAAACACUGCAUAUGGAGGUACAUGGCUCAGCUGCUCAAGGGAGCCUUGUUGCAAUGUGGAGCCUUUGCAGUGCUCCCAUCUGGCUUCAGCAGUUGCUGGAUUAGAGCCUGAAAGAGGAGAGUGUGUUUUGUGAGCUCUGCAGAAGUCGCUUCAGUAUGAGAAUGAGACUUAGUCCUGGCUGAUGUGAAAAAUGAAUGUGGCAGGGAGCUGCCAUCUGUGUCUGUGAGUUGUUUUUGUUAUAUGGGAUGGUGAUAUAAAUGAAGUUUGAAUCUGAUGCAUGAAGAAUAAUUUGAAUGUGGUUACUUCAUCACCUUUUGAAGGUAUUUUAGGAACUGCUUUACCUCUUAAAAUGGUAGGUUGGUGAUCUGCAA